Eleginops maclovinus (Patagonian blennie) is the source of this 2834-nucleotide messenger RNA. It is a transcript of the gene morn4, whose product is annotated as MORN repeat containing 4. NCBI's taxonomy places the organism in Eukaryota, Metazoa, Chordata, Actinopteri, Perciformes, Eleginopidae. Bases 175 to 615 code for a protein of 146 amino acids. Gene Ontology annotation, cellular component: cell projection. The transcript is spliced from 5 exons. The record is from RefSeq and is a predicted model, not a curated record. Gene Ontology annotation, biological process: response to axon injury.
CACGCCCCUGUGUUGAAGAGGAAAUCACUCCAUAGGGAAAUGUAGGUUUAGUCAGUGGUGGAUAGUAAAAAAGUACAUUUACUCAAGUACUGUAAUUAAGUACUUUUUUUGUGGACUUCAACAUGACUUGAAUAUUAAAUUUAAUACUACUUCACUACAUUUAAAAGGGGGGACAUGACUCUGACCAGAGGAUCUUUCACCUAUGCCAGUGGGGAAGAGUAUCAUGGCGAGUGGAAAGAAGGUCGGAGACAUGGAGUUGGCCAGCUGAAAUUUCAAGAUGGAACCUGCUUCUCUGGCCAGUUUGAGAAUGGACUCUUUCAUGGCUUUGGUGUACUGCUCUUUACAGAUGGAUCCAGGUACGAAGGAGAAUUUGCACAUGGAAAGUUUCAAGGUGCGGGGGUCUUUAGUCGAUGCGAUGGCAUGAAGUUUGAAGGAGAAUUUAAAGAUGGACGUGUUGAGGGAUAUGGGCUUUUGACUUUCCCAGAUGGAGCUCAUGGUGUCCCACGAAACGAGGGCUUGUUUCAGAACCACAAGCUGCAGAAGAGGGAGAAGUGUCCAGGAGUGGUGCAGCGUGCACAGGCUUCAGCCUCCAAUGCUCGCAUUCUGACACUUUGACCUUCAUGGACCCUGGAGGACACAUGAUCAGGGUUUCAGCACCUUCUAGGAGGAUCUCAAGGAUGCAGUGCACUCCAGCUCUUCUCUCCGUGUCCUCUCUUUUUUCACCAUUUAUUGUUUUUUUUCUGCAUCCUCCUUGCUUAGCCUUCACAGUGGCUUGGAAUGCACAUGCAAUUUGACCAAAUAAUGGCUUUCUUUCUGACUGACUUGAAAAUUACCACACCAUUAAGCACACCUUUAACUUCACAAGUCAUGCAAACACCAAAUGCUGCUUUUUCCCCCUUGUACUUAUUGUUGCACGCAUAAAUAGUAUCUAGUGUUUUCUCUAGAGUAGUUAGCUAUCAUAUCAAACACCUUGUUCUAAUUGUAGAUCUGAUACUUUAAAGAGGGUUUUUUGCAACUGCAUUUUGAGUAGUUGAGAAAAGGUACUCUUUUAAUUAUAGCAAUUCAUAUUUUAAAAGUCUGUUAUCCAUUACAAUAGAGUUAUAAGGUCCUAUGUGGAGACUUGGCCUCUGGUACAGCAAGCAAGCACAUAUGGAUCUAAACAAUGCAAAGCUUUGAAAUUGGCUUUACACAGUUGUUUUAGGAUAAAAGAUACACUUUGUACAUUUGUGUGAAUGUACUCCACAGGGCACCUCCUCUCAAUUAACAGUGCUGCUGCAAAAUCCAGCUUUGCAUGUAUUCAUCAUAACUGGUGUGUCUCCUUUAAAAAAAAAUCUGUAUUCACGUUUGCCUUAAAGACAUUCUGGUACGAUUGUAGUUCCUGGAUGUCCAUCUGAAAUUAAGAUGACUCACAGUUCCCCUUCCUUCUCCUCUGCAUCAUUCGCCCUAAGGUGUCUGUCAUCUUAAUAAAUUUGCGGCCUGUUUAAAGAUUGCCUUCUCUGAGGGACAUAUUGUUAAGCUGAUGCUGAGUCUCAGCUACCAUUACUCACAAGUCCAGCAGCUCUCCUCUCUACAAUAAACCUCCUCUCCAAGUGGGAAUCCUUGGAGAGGAGUUUUAACUCUGCUGGUUAAUUAUCUCAUAUUUGUAUUAACUGAAAGACUUGGAUGACUGGACAUCCUCAAAGUUGUUAAAUAAUCAUAAUUAAAUGCAUUGAAUUGGGGACAUUUCUUUUAAUUAAGGCAGCUGAAUGAAAUCAUUUCUAAACCAGAUGUAUAUAUUAGAGUAUGUAAUUAUGUAUGUGUUUUUCUGUGUGGUAUAUACAUAUUCAUUGUCAUCUGUUGGGUUUUUCUCACCUUAAGGAAUUGGGUGUUUCAUUUGUCACAGGAAAAACUGUUACUGAGUUAGCUGAGACCGUGUAGUUGAGUAUUUUGAGAAAUGUAUAAACCAUUAUAGCCAAUCACAUCUCUUGUGUGAUAACCGAUUCAUUCAGUGUUCUUUAACAGCAAACGCUUCUACAAAGCAUUUUUACAUUCACCUACAUAGACGUUUAACCAAAGACAAUCAAAUUAUAUUACAGGUGACGAAGCCUGGAACAGCCAACAGGAGUUACAUGUGUUUAGUCUCACUGCUUAACAAUAAAAAUAAAUCAAUAAGGACAAACCCACCUGGGGAUUUGGUGCGCAUGAAAAACUAACGGACCUAAGAUUAAACAGGGAAUUGUUUUGAGGUUCUGUUUCUAGCCUGGAUUAUUACAGUUACUGAUUUUGACUGUUGUUUUAUUCUGUGAGGGGGAAAAAAUCAAUACUCUGUUUCAUGAACUCACACAGCUACUUGCUUUCAAUCCCUUCUUUGAUAUGUCAGUGUGCUGCAAGGUACAAUCAGAAAUAUUGAAGAUAACAUUAGACAUAGAAACAGACCAUUGCAUGCCUCAGUGCUGUCCUCUAAGAGCACACAAUGAUGCUUUAAUGUUGGCUGUAUGUGCAAAGUGUGUAAUAUGUGUUUCAGAUCAUGUUAUGGUUUUUUCCUUUCUACUAUUUCGGAGAUUGCGCCAACUCAAGCCUUCUCUACCUACACAUGUCUGCCUGAGUGGAAUUUAAUUCUCAAAAAUUCCACCUUUUUCCAACUGGAAACAAAUGAUGCUUGAAAAGCGUGCCUUUUCCAGAUUUUCAUCUUCCUAUGAAAUAUCAUUGCCGUGGUUACCUUUUUUCAGUAACAAUAUAAUGUUGCUUUAGUGCUCUUAGAUAAAACUACUGCACAGUAUCCCCUCAUUCUCCUUGAAUAGGUCUGACUAUGUAUUGGAAAGGCGAUAAUGUGUUUAAUAAAGCCUUGUGUUGAG